Molecule: messenger RNA, 3964 nt
Organism: Truncatella angustata
Lineage: Eukaryota; Fungi; Ascomycota; Sordariomycetes; Amphisphaeriales; Sporocadaceae
Product: Fusaric acid resistance protein-like-domain-containing protein
Exons: 3
Coding region: 427-3711 (1094 amino acids)
Source: RefSeq, a predicted model, not a curated record
CAUGGCCUGGGUUAUGUACAGCACAGGGGAGUAGAAUAGAGUAGAGUGCUGUAAGUUAGGUUAGUGAGUCUAUCGAGUUGUUACCCACCACAUCCAAGCGUAGCACAGCAUUGGGAAACCGUCUUCAUCUUACCUCCAUCCGAUUCCCACCUGACCCUGGGAUGCAGCUCGCUCCUUUGGCUGUCUUCUCCCUACGAGAAUCAUCAUACAGUAUCUAUCCUAGAACACACUCUCUCGUCUGAGAGCGGCCCAACAGUCUGCCUCUGCCUCUGCCUCUGCUUCUGCUUCUGCUCCCGGGCCCCAUUAUGUCGAAACCCACAGCUUGUACCCGUAAAUCAAGUGGAUAGAUAGUACACACAAGCAGCAAGCGGUGCCAGCAGCCAAGAGGAUCGCAAUACUGGGAACACCCUACGGCCAAGACAAACCAUGACCAACGCUAACAACGGCGGAGCCUCAAGCUCCUCGCCUGGCCCGCCAGCAUGGUUUCCACGCUCGGGACGUCCGCCUGCACGGAGUAAACUACGAAAUGGCACCUGGGUCAUUCCCGGCACCGGCGAGCGCUCGCGACGCCAGUUCACCCUGCGACAGAGCAGUUUCAGCAGCGAACCCGACUUCGACAUGCGCCCACUCGUCGAACAGGAAACGGUCAAGGAGAAGGUACAGGCCGCCCUACACAACGGACAAGUUGUCAUGCAUAACGUCUGGACAUGGUUGAAGUCUCCCAAGGGGCGAGGCACACUCAAAUGCUCCGUCGCAUACCUGCUGGCCAGCUUGUGGACAUUCUAUGCGCCCUUUGCCGCGUCGUUGGGUCCCAUGGAUGGCAAACAUAUCGUCGCCACCAUUGCUGUGUACUUUCAUCCAUCCAGAAGUGCGGGAUCCCAAGUCGAGGCAGCUGCCAUUGCCAUCGUAGCAGUUUGCUACGCCAUGUUUAUUGGUACCCUGUCCAUGGCGACGUCGGUUUUGGUCGGCUCGGUUUGGGACCUGGUCAGGCUUUCAUACGCCCUCAUUCUCAUCCUCUUUAUUGGUGGUGGACUUGGUUUCAUUGGUUGGGUGAAGCAGAAACUCAACCAUCCACUCGUGAGUGUUGGUGCCAGCAUAGCGUCGAUUGGUAUCAUCACCAUCAUAACCAAGGAGAACUCCGUCCAUACUGGCGUCUUCACGAAUCAGAAGAUCAUACAAUCCCUGAAAAUCUUGCUCAUAGCCACGACGACGACAACCGCGGUCAAUCUACUGCUAUGGCCAGUAUCUGCACGUACCGCUCUGCGUGGCACCAUGAGAACAGCAUCGACAACCCUUGGUGAGAUGCUGUCUAUGGUGACGAAAAGCUUCCUGAGUGGCGCUGAAGAAGAGUUGAGUUCCAAGGGCUUCGCAAAAACAACCGCCACUUUCACGACGAAUUUGACGGCGAUGAACAAGAAUCUGAAAGAGUCAAAGUACGAAUAUUACAUGCUCGGCCACGAGGAGAUCUACAAGCAGGACAAGGCUGUAGUACGGUGCAUGGAGACCUUGUCACAAUCUCUGGGCGGACUCAGAAGUGCGGCCAAUACCCAAUUCGAGCUCCUAAAGGAGAAGGCUGGCGUUUCGCUUGCCAGCCAAGCCGUAUCUCCGGGUACUGACGUUGCAAACGUCCUUACUCCCACUGCUGGACAACCGACACCCCAUCUACUCAGAAGCGCCGGCAGGUUUGCCGUACUGUCAGCUAUUGAUGAAAGUCCCGACGAACGCAGCGACGUAGACGAAGCGCCAACGCCGUCAAGUGAGAACUAUUUCUCUAUAAACCCUGGUUUGAAGUCUCCAAGCCAUUGUCGAUCUCCAUCCGACAUAUUCGAGAUAUUCAUCCAUCGUUUAGGGCCAUCAAUGAAGUCCCUUGUCCAUACACUUUCGGAAAUCUUAAGGGAUCCUCCGUUCGACGCUCCCGGGUUGCCAAUCACUGUCAACGAUAAUUUUAAACACAGUGUCUCCGACGCUAUAUCCCUCUACAACUCGCAGAGAGCCAAGGCUCUGGAGGAGUUAUAUAAGACAAUCGAGCUUGAGAAAUCACGACCGGAAAACGUCCAAGCCGAUUAUGAGGAAGUGGCAGCCGCUUGCGGACACUUCUCGUUCAGUCUCCUCAGCUUGGGCGAUGAGAUGCAGAAGUAUCUGGACGCACUUGAUGAAUUGAAAUAUGCCACGGAAGAAAAGAAGAGGAGUUGGAACUUUUUGAAAUUUUGGGGGUACUUUUUCAACGGCUUCAAGAGCCGCACUGCCGACCCCGAGCAGGCUAUCCUCAUCAAACCAUUGCGAAGAUCAAAGAUGCCGAAAGGAAUUCCGGACAAUAUGUCGAAACCACGAGACACUUUUGCUUGGAACGCUGAACCCCAAGCUACUAGCGCUUUACGAAAAUGGGCGUCCCAGCAGCUUCUGCGAUUUUUCCGAUUUCUGUCCAGAGAAGAUAUUCGUUUUGGUCUCAAGGUUGGCAUCGGGGCUACUCUGUACGCCAUGUUUGCUUUCAUUCCCGAGACAAGGCCUAUAUACCAACACUGGCGCGGCGAGUGGGGUCUCUUGUCCUUUAUGAUCGUUUGUAGUAUGACAGUUGGUGCCUCUAAUACGACGGGCCUCGCACGAUUCGUCGGCACACUUAUGGGUGCUGCCUUCGUCAUCAUUGCCUGGUGGAUAUCAGACGGAGGUGCAAUCCUUCUUGCUAUCUUUGGCUGGGCCGUGUCUUUCCUGGCUUUCUACAUAACGAUCGAUCGAGGUAAUGCACCUUUCGGUCGUUUCAUUCUAUUGACCUACAACGUUUCCUCGUUGUAUGCAUAUUCUUUGUCCCAAAAGGUCGACGACGAUGACGAUGACGAAGGUGGUUUACAUCCUGUCAUCCAAACCAUUGUGUAUCAUAGAGUCAUCGCAGUGUCCCUUGGUAUCCUCUGGGGUCUCAUCGUAUGCCGCGUCAUUUGGCCGGUCUCCGCUCGGCAGAAGUUUAAGGAAGGUAUCUGUGUCUUGUAUCUCCAGAUGGGCUUGAUCUGGAAGCGAGGUCCUCUGGCCAUCCUGCUUCGUAGCGAUGCCACUGACAGCUACAUGAGGAUGGGUGAGCAGGCAGCGAUACAGCGCUAUGCUAAUCAGCUACGGACUCUUGUCAGCGCAGCCGCCAACGAAUACGAGCUUCGAGGUCCAUUUCCGGCGCAGGCAUACGGUCGCAUCAUGGUGUCAACACAGCGCUUGCUGGAUGCUUUCCAUGCCAUGAGUUUAGUCACGCAAAAGCAUGGCCGAUUGAGCGAGGGCGAAAGGGCACUUCUCAACCACACAGCCCGCGAACGAGCAGAGCUUUGUGCUCGCAUCUGCCACGUUUUCCAAGUUUUAGCUAGCAGUAUCAUGCUCGAGUAUCCCCUGACGGAUGCAAUACCUAGUGUGUUGGGUACACGAGAUAGGCUUCUCGGCAAGAUCUUUCGAUUCAGAAAGGAGCACAAUGGUGGGUUGGAUUCAGGUCGAAGCACUCCCAACGGGAAUGGCAAAAACAACAGCAACGGCGUUGUCGAUGACAACACGAGUGGCAUGGUUGGAGCUAUGAGCAGAGUGCCUAAACUUGGUAGCAUCAUUAUCGAGGAACAUGACUAUGCACUGUUGUACGCGUAUGCACUGGUUACCGGCCAGGUUGCAAAGGAGCUCAAAACUGUCGAGAAUGAGGUAGAAGCACUAUUUGGAAGGUUGGAUGAAGACGCAAUGUUGCUGCAGUAAGGUUGCACGACCCACGUUGGUCCAGGAAACGAGACGACGAUCGGAACGAUGUCUUCACACGUAUCAGGCGCACACAGGAUAGACAUCACGGGACAUGUGUUAUUCGAAAGGAGGGUUCAAUGCUUCCCUGCUUUGUUUUUCUUCCCUUUUUCUUCUUUUUUAUUGGAGGGGGGGGAUUCAUUUUGGAGUUCAUUCCGCUUAUUAUGAUACCUAGGAAAGCGAACAUGUUUAGUCAAUUGUAUUGAUAUCCACC